GCCCUGCGUUCGCGGCCCCGCGGGGGCGGCCUCCGGGAGGACGCGAUGAUCCUCGAGGAGCGGCCGGACGGCCAGGGCGCCGGCGACGACAGCGUCCGCAAGGGCUGUGACGCCCCAGAGCAGAGCCACCGGGCCCGGCUCCACCAGCAGAUCAGCAAGGAGCUGCGCAUGCGAGCUGGCGCAGAGAACCUCUACAGAGCCACCAGCAACAAUCAGGUCAGAGAGACGGUGGCCCUGGAGCUGAGCUACGUCAACUCCAACCUGCAGCUGCUGAAGGAGGAGCUGGCGGGGCUGGGCAGCAGCACUGAUGUGGACCAGCCCGGGGGUGAAGGGGUCACCGUGCCCAUGAUCCCCCUGGGCCUGAAGGAGACCAAGGAACUGGACUGGGCCACACCCUUGAAGGAGCUGAUUUCCCAGCACUUUGGAGAGGAUGGCUCCUCCUAUGAGGCCGAGAUCAGGGAGCUGGAGGACCUGCGGCAGGCCAUACGGAGCCCCCGCCCGGACGAGGCAGGCCUGGAGCUGCUGGCUGCCUACUACAACCAGCUCUGCUUCCUAGACGCGCGCUUCUUCAGCCCCACGAGGGGCCUGGGGCUGCUCUUCCACUGGUAUGAUUCCCUCACGGGGGUUCCGGCCCAGCAGCGGGCCCUGGCCUUUGAGAAAGGCAGCGUGCUGUUCAACAUCGGUGCCCUCCACACGCAGAUCGGGGCGCGCCAGGACCGCUCCUGCGCAGAGGGCGCCAAAUCUGCCAUGGAGGCCUUCCAGAAGGCUGCUGGGGCCUUCCGACUCCUGAGGGAGAACUUCUCCCAUGCGCCCAGCCCAGACAUGAGCGCCCCCUCCCUCUCCACGCUGGAGCAGCUGAUGGCUGCCCAGGCCCAGGAGUGCGUCUUCCAGGGCCUCUCUUUGCCAGGCCCCACGGCUCCACGGGGCGGCCGGGCCCAGCUGCGCCUGGCUCAGGAGGCUGCCCAGGUGGCUGCGGAGUACAGGCUGGUGUACGGGGCCAUGGCGCAGCCGCCCGUCCGAGACUACGUGCCUGCCUCCUGGACCACCCUGGUGUACGUCAAGGCUGAGCACUUCCAAGCCCUGGCCCACUACCAUGCGGCCGCGGCCCUCGGCGGCAGCUCCCCAGCCGCAGGGGAGCUCCCUGAGUAUGAGCAGGUCUUCCAGGCCCCAGCCCCCUGUGAGUCUCGAGACCCCAUGCUGCCCCAGCAUCCGGAGGAGCGCAGGAAGCUGGCCAAGGCCCACCUGAAGCGUGCCAUCCUGGGCCAGGAGGAGGCCCUGCGGCUGCACGCGCUGUGUCCCGUCCCUCGCAAGGUGGACCUGCUCCAGGCCGCCGUGGCCCGGGCCCUGCGGCGCUCGCUGGCCAGGUACUCGGAGCUGGAGCGUGAGGACGACUUCUUCGAGGCCGCCGAGGCCCCUGAAAUCCAGCCUAAGACCCACCAGAAGCCUGAGGUGAGGAUGCCCAGUCUGCCCCAGAGGAAGGUAGCAGACAUCUUCCACCGUGUGGGGCCCUUGUCGGUGUUCUCAGUCAGGAACCGGUGGCGGCUGGCGGGGCCUGUCCACCUGGCCCGUGGGGAGCGCGGUUUCGGCUUCACACUCCGGGGAGACUCGCCCGUGCUCAUCGCCGCCGUCACUCCUGGCGGCCAGGCUGCGGCGGCCGGCCUGAAGCAGGGGGACUACAUCGUGUCUGUGAACGGACAGCCGUGCAAGUGGUGGAAACACUCGGAGGUGGUGGCACAGCUGCAGGGCGGGGGCGAGGCAGGGGCGAGCCUGCAGGUGGUGUCACUGCUGCCCAGCCCUGAAUCACGCAGUGGGGGGGAGCGCUGGCCAGCUCUUCUGAGAACCCAGAGAGAGGGUGGCCCCGAGACCUCAGUGGCUGCACACACCGGCGCCGGUUCCCGGCCUCUCCUCGGCUGGAGCCGCAAGGCCAAGCUGGGCAAGACGGGCAGCCUCGGCCCGGCCCGCCCCCGCGAGGACCACCGCACCUGCCCCUGAGCUGGGCCCUGGCACACCGGUCCAGGCCGGCCGCAGCGACCCCCUGAUCCCUUCUUCUGUCUGUCCUCGUGCUGGGAAGGUCAGGUAGUGUCCGCCCCGCCUGCUAAAGACGCUCCGAGGAGGAGCUCUGGGCUCACCGGAGCUUUCCGAGUGCACGGGAGCUCAUGGGAGCACACCGGAGCUCACCGGAGCUCACCAUGCCCCGAGGAGGGCGGCAGUGACCCCAGGCUCCCUGGCUCUCUUGACACUGUUCCACGUAGGCUGAUGCUGCCCCUGUGGCAGACCCUGCUGACCCCAGGCCCACCUCCCUGGGUCCCCCACCCUGCUGCCAUCUUGGCUGUGGCCUAGAGGUCCAGCCCCUCUAGGCAGUGGCUCUCAGCUCUCAGCUGUAUGGGCCAGGUUUUGCCCGGUGCAGUUCUGCUGGGUGUCCCCCACCCCCCAGGCCCAGCCUCUCCCCUGCUCCUUGAUCCCGGCUCUCAACACCCUGCAGUCCACCCCAGAGGCUGCCGGCUGCCCGCAGCCCCCCUGCCCUCCCCGCCAGGGGCUGCAGCCCUGCCGAGAGCACGGACCGCUCCUGGAGGCAGGAUUGCUGCCUGGGCCCCCGGCGCCGGGCCUGGCCGCCCAAGGAGACAGGCUGCUCCCUAUGGCAAUAAAGAGCUGGAAUGUA
Molecule: messenger RNA, 2659 nt
Organism: Dipodomys spectabilis (banner-tailed kangaroo rat)
Lineage: Eukaryota; Metazoa; Chordata; Mammalia; Rodentia; Heteromyidae
Gene: Rhpn1
Product: rhophilin Rho GTPase binding protein 1
Exons: 15
Coding region: 46-1992 (648 amino acids)
Biological process (GO): signal transduction; negative regulation of stress fiber assembly
Molecular function (GO): protein binding
Source: RefSeq, a predicted model, not a curated record